AUGCACGCGCCCAUCUGCACAACGGACCGGAAGAUCGAGCCGCAGCCAGCGCUAGGAUUCGGCAGAGGCAGGCCGGCGUCGUACGUUCCUGUAGACAAUAGGGAAGAAGGAGAAGAAGAAGACCAAGAGAUGCGUAGCGGUGGCUGCGCGGUGCAGCAGGAGCUGGCCGGGGACGCGGCGGCCGUGAUGCGGCAGGCGGUGAGCCUGGCGCGGCGCCGGGGCCACGCGCAGGUCACGCCGCUGCACGUCGCCAGCGCCGUGCUCUCGGACGCCGGGGGCCUCCUCCGCGCCGCCUGCCUCCGGUCGCGGGCGAGCUCCCACCCGCUCCAGUGCAAGGCGCUGGAGCUCUGCUUCAACGUCGCGCUCAACCGCCUCGCCACGGCGGGGGGCCUGCCGGCGGCCCCGCCGGCCAUGUUCCAGUUCCACGCGGCUGCAGGUCACCGCGCGCCGGCGCUGUCCAACGCGCUCGCCGCCGCGUUCAAGCGCGCGCAGGCGAACCAGCGCCGGGGCGGCGGCUCGGCGUCCGCCGCGGAGGGCCAGCACCAUCAGCACGUCGCCGCCAAGGUCGACCUCGAGCAGCUCGUCAUCUCCAUCCUCGACGACCCCAGCGUCAGCCGCGUAUUGCGCGAGGCCGGCUUCGCGAGCGCCGAGGUCAAGGCCAACGUCGAGAAGGCCGUCUCGUCGUCGGAGCAGUCGUCGAACACGGCAAACAGCAGCGCGCCUCCCGAAUACUAA
Molecule: messenger RNA, 735 nt
Organism: Miscanthus lutarioriparius
Lineage: Eukaryota; Viridiplantae; Streptophyta; Magnoliopsida; Poales; Poaceae
Source: the annotation of a GenBank genome assembly